Messenger RNA from Lycium barbarum (goji berry), 889 nucleotides. Its product is annotated as large ribosomal subunit protein uL5z. Gene Ontology annotation, biological process: translation. NCBI's taxonomy places the organism in Eukaryota, Viridiplantae, Streptophyta, Magnoliopsida, Solanales, Solanaceae. Gene Ontology annotation, cellular component: cytosolic large ribosomal subunit; ribosome. Gene Ontology annotation, molecular function: RNA binding; structural constituent of ribosome. The coding region runs from base 156 to 698 and encodes 180 amino acids. The record is from RefSeq and is a predicted model, not a curated record. The transcript has 5 exons.
AAAAGCACCGCUAGGCUCAAGUAAUACCCAUUAUCUAUACAAGCACGCACAUAUUAUAUAUAUAUAUAUACUUGCACCGAACUAGGGUUUCUCACUCUACUUGUGCGCUUCCUCUCUGUUCCUAAAGUCCUGCGCUGCUGCUACAACGAAGCGCCAUGGCUUCAGAGAAGAAAUUGAGCAAUCCAAUGAGGGACAUCAAAGUCCAGAAGCUAGUUCUCAACAUCUCCGUUGGUGAAAGUGGAGAUCGUCUCACCAGAGCCGCUAAGGUCUUGGAGCAACUCAGUGGCCAAAGCCCUGUUUUCUCCAAAGCAAGGUAUACUGUCCGGUCCUUUGGAAUCAGACGUAAUGAAAAGAUUGCCUGCUACGUCACUGUCAGAGGGGAGAAAGCUAUGCAGCUCCUUGAGAGUGGAUUGAAGGUCAAGGAGUAUGAGUUGCUUAGGAGGAACUUCAGUGAAACUGGCUGCUUUGGAUUUGGUAUUCAGGAGCACAUUGAUCUUGGAAUUAAGUAUGACCCUUCAACGGGUAUCUAUGGUAUGGAUUUCUAUGUUGUCCUGGAACGCCCAGGAUACCGUGUUGCUAGACGUCGUAGGUGUAAGUCUCGGGUUGGGAUCCAGCACAGGGUCACAAAGGACGAUGCAAUGAAGUGGUUCCAGGUCAAAUAUGAAGGUGUUAUCCUUAACAAGUCCUCGAACAUUUAGUAAGCUGAGAGCUGACUGCUGGAUCAGUUUAUCUGGUAGCAAGUUUAUGUUUAUGUAUUUUCUAGACCAACAUCUAAUUACUCCUAGAGUUGAAUAGUUUACAAGAGUUGCUGUUAUUUGGCAUAGUAUGCUUGUUCCAUUUUGUUUUAUGGAGAUGAAUUCAAUCUUAAUAUAUCCUUUUUUUGUGUUAA